AUGGCGCCGAAGGCAAAGAAGGAAGCCGUUGUCCCCCCCAAGACAGAAGCCAAGUCCAAGACCUUGAAGGCCAAGAAGGCAGUGUUGAAGGGUGUCCACAGCCACAAAAAGAAGAAGAUCCAAACAUCCCCCACUUUUCAGCAACCCAAGACACUAAGACUUCGAAGGCAGCCCAAAUACCCUCGGAAAAGUGCCCCUCGGAGAAACAAGCUGGAUCACUAUGCCAUCAUUAAGUUCCCCUUGACCACUGAGUCUGCUAUGAAGAAGAUUGAGGACAACAACACCCUAGUCUUCAUUGUGGACAUCGAAGCCAACAAGCAUCAGAUAAAGCAGGCGGUAAAGAAGCUGUAUGAAAUCGAUGUGGCCAAGGUCAACACACUGAUAGGGCCUGAUGGAGAGAAGAAGGCCUAUGUCCGACUUGCUCCAGGCUAUGAUGCUUUAGAUCUUGCCAACAAAAUUGGAAUCAUCUAA
This is a messenger RNA of Trichosurus vulpecula (common brushtail), 471 nucleotides long. RefSeq names its product 60S ribosomal protein L23a-like. The record is from RefSeq and is a predicted model, not a curated record. The transcript has a single exon. Gene Ontology annotation, molecular function: structural constituent of ribosome; rRNA binding. Gene Ontology annotation, biological process: ribosomal large subunit assembly; translation. Gene Ontology annotation, cellular component: ribosome; cytosolic large ribosomal subunit. Lineage: Eukaryota; Metazoa; Chordata; Mammalia; Diprotodontia; Phalangeridae. The coding region runs from base 1 to 471 and encodes 156 amino acids.